Messenger RNA from Trachymyrmex cornetzi, 2232 nucleotides. Its product is annotated as UDP-glucuronosyltransferase 2A3. Gene Ontology annotation, molecular function: UDP-glycosyltransferase activity. The coding region runs from base 359 to 2005 and encodes 548 amino acids. Lineage: Eukaryota; Metazoa; Arthropoda; Insecta; Hymenoptera; Formicidae. The record is from RefSeq and is a predicted model, not a curated record. The transcript has 4 exons.
UAAUAUCUUUUGUAUUUGUUAAAGUGUAUUGCAAGGAGCGUUGUAAGUAUAGAACUGAUAAAUAAUACAUUCAAAUUUACCACGAAACGAUGACGUAACUUGAUAACAAUUCUGAUUGGUCGUUCGACUGUCACGUGAUUACAUCUUGCGCAUAGGCAUACCCUUGUCUUUAUAUCAUGGAUAUCCCUACCCCCGUGUGUCUUAUUAUUAGUAACAUAUAUGCUGACAAUCGUUGAAUAAUCACUCAAACAGUUGGCUGUAUGCUGAAGGAAUAGAUGGACAGGCUGAUCGACUGAUUUUCAGUUCGCCCGUUGUCGACAAGGGCCUUGAAUUAAAUUUAUUUCAACAUAUUUGCGACAUGCGGAAGACACAUUCAUCCAUUGUUUUCUCUUUAAUCGUGGUGUUCUCUACUUGUUGUUUGGCUGUUAAUCAGACUUUUGUGAAUACAAUGAAAACAAAACUUAAAAUACUUGGUGUCUUCGGUCAUCCUGGCAAGAGUCAUUUUGACGUGUUCAAGCCGCUUCUGGAGGAACUAGCUCGAAGAGGUCACGAGGUCACUGUGAUCUCGUAUUUUCCUAGGACCGAUAAUGCCAAAGUGAAAGAGCUGCUACCCAAUUAUAAAGACAUUAGUCUGGUGAUUCCUAAAGACGGUAUCUUUGUAAACGUUGUAGAUCUUCAACAGAUCAAUCACGGAUGGUUUCGUCCCAUGCUGGAUCUUUACAUGUUGAGGAUCAUGGCAGAUUACUCAUGCAGUACCGGUCUGCGAAGUUCGAGUGUCAAAAAGUUCCUUCAAUCCGACGAAAAAUUUGACUUAAUUCUCACGGAAAAUUUCAAUACCGAUUGUUUUUUGGGUUUUAUUCAUCGCUUUGAGGCGCCAUAUAUGGCCUUAUCAUCGCAUCAAAUCAUGCCGUGGACCAACAGUGACAUGGCUAAUACUGAUAAUCCUAGUUACAUCCCGAUUAUAAUACUUGGAUUAACUAAACCGUUAGAUUUCUUCAGUCGAAUAAAAAAUGCAAUAUGGCUGUUAUUGUCUAAAGCGAUUUAUGAAUAUUACUUCCGAUCUGUCGAUCAAGUUGUCGCCAACGAAGUCUUCGGUCCGGAUCUUCCCAAAUUGAAAGAAAUUGCCUUGCAAUCGCAAGCGUUAUUGGUGAAUACCCACAGUAGCAUUCAUGGCAGCAGGCCACAGCUACCGAAUGUGAUAGAAAUUGGUGGACUUCACAUUCCAUCCAGAGUCAAUCCGCUACCGAAGGACAUAGCUGAAUUUCUUGACAGCGCCCAUGAGGGAGUACUCUAUUUCAGUUUAGGCUCCAUGAUCAAGAUGUCGUCGAUACCACAGGAGAAGUUGGAUGCUAUAUUAAAGGUGAUUGGCUCCAUACCGCGGAAAGUGAUUUGGAAAUGGGAGGCUGACGAACUACCGCGCAAGCUGGACAACGUUAUGGUCAGAAAGUGGCUGCCUCAGUUCGACGUAAUGAACCAUCGAAAUGUUAAAUGUUACUUGGGUCAUGGCGGACUUCUCGGUCUUUCGGAGAGUGUUUACGUAGGUCUACCAAUGAUCUUAGUGCCGAUGUACGGUGAUCAGUUUCACAAUUCUGCUGCUGCAGAGUCCAGAGGUGCCGCGGUGGUGGUUGCAUACGACGAUUUAAUCGAAGAAACGUUAAGAAGUGCUCUGGACAAAGUUUUUAAUGAUACCAGUUACCAUGAGAAUGCCCAACGGCUUUCGAAAGCUUACCGUGAUCGACCUGCCACGCCGAUGGAGACGGCGAUAUGGUGGACGGAAUACAUCGCCCGGGGCAAUGGCAGAUUUUACUUCCGUAGCGACAGCACGGGUUUAUCCUGGUACCAGCGUCAUCUUGUCGAUAUAACACUUGUUUUGAUUAUCGUCUCCAUGAUGUUCAUAUACAUCCUCUUCCGAUUGAUCAAACUGCUAUCGUCGUUGCUCAGAUUCUUCAAAAGAACAUCUAGAAGUCAGGUCGGGGAGAAGAGAAAGUUGAAGAAGGACAACUGAUUAUGUUGUAUCGUCUUAUUGUGUCGAUAAGAAAGCGAUUUUCGAGAUAAAAAAAAAAGAAGAGAACGUGGUCUUUCACAUUAAAUUACGGGCGAAUUUUUAACAAUGGAGACGGAAUGAUAUUCAAAUUUCGAAUAGAAAUAAAUCGGUUAAUGCGAAAAAUCCGUUUAGUAGAAAAUUUGUUGGAGGAAAUAAACUCUUGCGAUCGUUUGUCAUUAGCUCUAGUA